Osmia bicornis bicornis is the source of this 735-nucleotide messenger RNA. It is a transcript of the gene Alg14, whose product is annotated as UDP-N-acetylglucosamine transferase subunit ALG14 homolog. Gene Ontology annotation, cellular component: UDP-N-acetylglucosamine transferase complex. The transcript has 2 exons. The coding region runs from base 81 to 716 and encodes 211 amino acids. NCBI's taxonomy places the organism in Eukaryota, Metazoa, Arthropoda, Insecta, Hymenoptera, Megachilidae. The record is from RefSeq and is a predicted model, not a curated record. Gene Ontology annotation, biological process: dolichol-linked oligosaccharide biosynthetic process.
GCUGUAUAUUCAUAUGCAACAAUAUGAAACAAUAAUACGCAACAAUAAGAACCAAAUAGACUAAAAGUUACAUCAAGAAAAUGUAUAUAAUGUAUUCUGUUUAUAUUUUUAUACUUAUUUGUUCUGCAAUUAUUGCAAGAAUAUGUUUUAUGAGACUUUUUACAUAUAAAACAGAACAGAGAAAAGUAGCUUGCAUUAAACCUGUUAAAACAAUGAUAAUAUUAGGAUCUGGUGGACACACUGCUGAAAUGAUAAGAAUUUUUAAAUAUUUAGAUUUUAAAAAUUAUACUCCAAGAAUAUAUGUAUAUGCUGAUACAGACAUAAUGAGCAUGGAAAAAAUUAAAAGCCUAGAAAAGAAUAAUGUUGACUAUAAAGCAUAUAAAAUUCGUAGAAGUAGAGAAAUUCAUCAGUCGUAUUAUACAUCUGUUUAUACAACUAUUUAUGCAAUAUUGGAAUCAGUUCCAAUUUUAUGGAAAGAACGUCCAGAAUUAAUCCUGUGUAAUGGCCCAGGCACUUGUGUUCCUUUAUGUAUCACAGCAUUUCUGUUUAAAGUAUUUUAUAUCAUGCAAACUACUAUGAUAUUUAUUGAAAGUUUUUGUAGAGUUAAAACAUUAUCGUUAACAGGAAAAAUUUUGUAUAGUAUAGUUGAUCAUCAAAUUGUACAAUGGCCGUAUUUAUGCAAACCAGAUAAUAAUGGUAGAACAUUUUAUUUGUGAAUAAAAUCAUUUUAAUUCA